This is a messenger RNA of Ostreococcus tauri, 747 nucleotides long. Its product is annotated as Phosphoglycolate phosphatase, domain 2. The transcript has a single exon. The coding region runs from base 1 to 747 and encodes 248 amino acids. The record is from RefSeq and is a predicted model, not a curated record. Lineage: Eukaryota; Viridiplantae; Chlorophyta; Mamiellophyceae; Mamiellales; Bathycoccaceae.
AUGAGCUCAACCGCGCGACCGACUACGCUGUGCACGUUCGACGUCGACGGGACGCUGAUCCACACUGUAGGUGACAGAGCAAACAAACUGCACAAAGAUGCCUUCGCACACGGCUUCCGCACCGUGUACGGGAUAGAGACCACGAUAGAUGUCGUCUCGCACCAAGGGUCGACGGACAUGUUGAUAUCGGCGGCAGUGAUGCGACAUCACGGAUUGGAUGAGGAGACGAUUCAAGAGCGCAUGGCGACGCACUGCAACGCGAUGUCGCAAUACGCGUUAGAGCGAAAGGCGGACGCGGCGGACGGAUUGGAGCUGUUACCGGGCGUGCUUGAGCUCUUGAGAGAGCUCGCUGAGAGGACGGACGUGGUGGUGUGCCUGGUGACUGGAAACUUACAACCGAUCGCGUGGGCAAAGAUGGAGCGACUUGGCGUAAGCGAAUACUUCACGCUGCCGCGAUUCGGUGGAUUCGGGAGCGAUCAUACCGACCGCGGUGAGCUGGUAAAAUUAGCGGCGACGCGGGCGGGUGAGUUGGUGGACUUGGACGUCGCGAGCGCGCGGCGUUUUCACUUUGGUGACACGCCACAGGACAUCGAAGCAGCCGAACGCUCUGGAGCGACAGCCGUCGGGCUGCUCACGGGUAUAUUUUCGCGCGAACAGCUCGUCGAGAGCUCCAAGCUAGACGAUCCUAUAAUUUUUCCCGAUCUCACGGACACGAGGGCGGUGAUGCGAGCGCUCGGUCUGGAGUGA